AUGGACGGCGAGGGCACCCAGGGGGAACGGCUCCACUCGCAAGUGUUCUGCUGCUAUGCGCCCGACUUGAGGCCGCUGGCCAUCUUGCUCUCCACCGUCCAUUUCUCGGCCCGGGCGAUCAUCCAAAUCUCCCAUUCAGCAAUCCACGUCGAGGUCGAGAUCGGCAAGAUCCUGCAAGCGCACGCGUAUCUCGACAAGACGUCGUUCACGGAUUGGCACUUCAACCCGCCGGUGAUCCCGAACAGUCAGAAGGAGCGGGCGAAUGACUCGGAUGACGAAGAAGGGGGGUCGGAGGAUGAGGAGGGCGUGGCGGACGUCCGGUUCGAGGUCUCGAUGAGCUCGCUCAUCGAGUGUCUCAACGUCUUCGGCACCGCCACCUCCCAGAAAACCUACACCAAGCACUUCGUCGACAGUCCCGGGCCCGACGGUCUCCCCGCCAAAAGAAGGUUCGAUGACGACAGCCAUAAGGGUGGCAAGGCUAGGAAACUUCCGACUAGCGCCGUGAGGAUCUCUUAUGACGGCGAAGGACACCCUUUGGUUUUACUCAUAGAAGACAGUGGGGUGGUGACGAGAUGUUCCCUAAUGACUUACGAAGCUGACGAACUAGCCCAAAUAGACUUUCCUGUCGAGCGCCAAAUGGUCCAUCUCAUCAUGAAGAGCGAUUGGCUCAAAUCAGCAUUCUCACAGUUUGACGAGAAGAGUGGCACUGAGAUCACGUUUAUGUUCACGCCCUCCCCGACGACGGGCUCGCCCUCCUCCCCGGCGAACAUCCACAACAGACGGCGCGGUGUUGGGGAUCGGGGCCGGACAGACCCGAUGGCCCAUCGGCCGACGUUCCGGAUCGAGGUCGAUGGCGAGCUGGGCUGCUAUACAAUCGACUUCCCCAACGACAAAGACGUCUUGGAUAGCUUCAUGUGUAAGAUUCCUGAGGGCUUGGAUCCGGAGGACUUGCACCAUUUGGGCUUCGUUCGAAACUCAUAUAAGUUGUCGCAUAUUCUGAAAAUCAAAAAGGCUCUAGAUGUUUCAAGCAAAACCUCAAUGCGGGUUGAUGACACGGGGUUGCUGAGUCUCCAACUGCUGAUUCCUCUCGACGAAACUCUGACAAUGAAGCGGAAAUGCGGCUAUGUCGAGUUCAUGUGCGUUCCAAUGGAGGACGGAUAA
This is a messenger RNA of Puccinia triticina, 1161 nucleotides long. RefSeq lists its product as uncharacterized. The coding region runs from base 1 to 1161 and encodes 386 amino acids. The transcript is spliced from 8 exons. Gene Ontology annotation, biological process: DNA repair; DNA damage checkpoint signaling. The record is from RefSeq and is a predicted model, not a curated record. Gene Ontology annotation, cellular component: checkpoint clamp complex. NCBI's taxonomy places the organism in Eukaryota, Fungi, Basidiomycota, Pucciniomycetes, Pucciniales, Pucciniaceae.